AUGGCAGCUUUUUCUCAUAACCCACAACAACAAUGCAUUGAUUCUGUUUUCUCAGAUCAGAAUGCUAAUUUCUUUCUAUCCCAUCAUCAAUUUUAUCAGUUACCAAUUUCUUCUUCUGAUCUUCAUCUUUCUUUUCAUCAGGGCAUCAUCCCUGCCCCUGUUUCUGAUACAUUCACCAUUGUUAAUGAAAAAUCUGAAGAACAGAUGAUGAAUAAACAGAGUACUGAUUCGAUAUCAUCUGUUGUUGAUUAUAAAGCUGAGACUAGUGCUAUUGUUGGGGAUCAGUUUACUCAGAAUUCUUUUGUAUCUGCAACUUCUAUGCCUAAGAAGAGAAAAAUUUAUGAUCGGUCUUCUUCUUCAUUGAGCUCUGCACAUUCAAAGGUUGUAAGAGAAGUUAUGAAGGGUAAGAAGAAGCAAAAGAAAGUUAGUAAUGAUGAGGAAAAUGGGAAUAAGGUUAAUAAUAAUAAGGGUGAAAAGAAGGAAGAACCUUCAUCAAAAGGCUAUAUUCAUGUAAGAGCUAGAAGGGGCCAAGCUACAGAUAGCCACAGUCUUGCAGAAAGGAUUAGGAGAGAAAAAAUUAGUGAGAAAAUGAAGCAAUUGCAAGCUCUUGUUCCUGGUUGUGAUAAGGUAACUGGGAAGGCCCUCAUGUUGGAUGAAAUAAUAAAUUAUUUGCAGUCCCUACAGAACCAAGUAGAGUUCCUAUCCAUGAAGCUCUCUUCAUUCAAUCCCAUGUUCUAUGACUUUGGAAAUGACUUGGAUGCUUUCAUGCUUCUGCCUAAUGAGGGAAUGACCAACUUCAUGCCGAAUGCACAUCAUUGCGAAAACCCUACAUUUAGCGAUUCAACCAGCACUUGCACAUUUACCAUCCCGAAUAAUAAUUUCCCUCUCUCGGAUCCAUCGUCUCUCCUAUUCCAACAAGCUCUUUCUCAAGACAAUGGACAGCUCUUGUGGGAUAUUGAUGAACAAAGACAAAGACUUAUUGGCCUGUCUGGCUUCAUAGCCAACAACAACUUGGGUUCUUUCCAUUAAAGAAAACAAUCAAGCUAGAGCUGCCCUACAAACAUCUGGUAUGUUAUGUAAGAAGAUCCUUCUCUAGCUAGGAGUAGGAGAUCAGAAGGCCAUAACCCAGCAUGGUUUCAUGGCAGCAAAUUAAUAAAAUAAAAAUCUUAAGAAUAUAUAUAUAUUCCUUAGAAUAGAUUAAUUUCUUUAAAGAUGUGAUCUAGAAUGGAGUUAUGAAGGAGGAAGGAGGGCACAUGCAUGAAGCAAAAGAAGAAGAGAAAAACAUAGAAAAAGACAAAUGCUGGACAGACCAUUCAACAUGGUGCUCUACCUUUUUGUAAGAUGUACUUACUAUUCAUGAAACAUUUUGACUCCAAAAAGCACAUACUACCAUUUAUUAUUAUUAUUAUUAUUAUUUGAAAGAAUGAUAGACCCAGAAAGCUCUGUGGUGGUGGGACUUAGCUCUCUUGUAAUAAUAAUAAUAAAAA
Messenger RNA from Impatiens glandulifera, 1487 nucleotides. RefSeq names its product transcription factor bHLH137-like. The transcript is spliced from 8 exons. Gene Ontology annotation, cellular component: nucleus. Lineage: Eukaryota; Viridiplantae; Streptophyta; Magnoliopsida; Ericales; Balsaminaceae. Gene Ontology annotation, molecular function: DNA-binding transcription factor activity; protein dimerization activity. Gene Ontology annotation, biological process: regulation of DNA-templated transcription. The record is from RefSeq and is a predicted model, not a curated record. Bases 1 to 1029 code for a protein of 342 amino acids.